UGGACCGACAAGGUCAGGUGGAAUCAUGUGCUUCAGAUGUGGAGUCCUGUCACUGAUCAUUCUGCUGUUUAUUCCAGUUUCAGGUUCUCUGGGUCAGAGAGUGACCAUGUCCUGCAGGCCUCAGACUGUCUGCGCUCUGAGAGAAUCAGCAGUGCACCUGAUCUGCUCUUAUUCAACCACCAUCAAACCUCAGCAGAUCUUCUGGUUCAGCCCCAAAGAAAGGGCUAAAUGGAGGAAUGAGGACGAUCCAGAGGAUUUAGCUUUAGACUCAGACUACGCAGGACGAGUGAGAUACACUGAGACUCAGUCCAGCUCCACUCUCACAAUAACAGACCUGAGAGAGAGAGACUCAGGAGAAUAUCAGCUCAUGGUCAUCACAGGAGGAGGAGAGAGAUCUAACAGCUCGGCAUUCAGACUGACAGUUACAGACCUGCAGGUGAGGGUGGAUCCUGACACUGUACAGCCGAGAAAACUGACCUGUAUCACGUCCUGCACUUUGACUUCUGCAUCUUAUUACUGGUCUAAAAAUGGAGGAAGAAUCAGUGGGAAAACCAGCCAGAGCACUUGGGUUUCAUCCAGUGAUCCUGGCAGUUACUCCUGCUCUGUUGUCACAGGAAGCCAUGAAAUCUACUCCAGCAGUGUGUGCGUUUUUGGUGAGAACUGUUGGAAUGUGAGCUACUCAGACAGAAGACUGUGUGCUGUGGAGGGAUCAUCAGUGGACUUUCUCUGCACUUACUCACAUCCCAGUCGUCUCACAGUUAAUGAAGCUUUCUGGCAUUACGAGCCUGGAACGAACCCGAAGGAUCUGAGUCUGGACGAGCGGUUUGCUGGUCGAGUAGAGUUUCUCGGGGACAAACAGGGAAACUGCAGUCUGAGAAUGAGAGACGUGAGAAAGAACGACUCUGGAGAAUAUCACUUUAGAUUUAUUACCAACACUGACGGAUUCUUUGGUAAACCUGGAGUCAUUCUGAAUGUUACAGACCUUCAGGUGAGUUCAGGUCCAAGCAGUCCAUCACAAAGUCAGACCAUAACACUGUCCUGUAGCUCCACCUGCACUGUGCCCAACAACCCCACUUACAUCUGGUCCAAGAACAGAGAGCCUGUAACCAACAAACCCACCAAAUACAACAAGCUCUACCUGGAGUCAGCGAGCAGUGAAGAUAUACGCCAGUAUUCUUGUGCUUUAGGAAGCAGAGCAGGUCUAGAACGCAGUAUAAUGCUGAUGCUCAUCGCUGUGACCAUUGUGGCCGUAAUAGUCAUUGUAAUAAUCAUUGGAUCAGUGUGGAAGUGUUUUGUGGUCAGGAGGAGGAGAACCGCAGAGCGAGACAUGGCUGUCCAGACUCCGAAGCCUGGAGACGAUACAUACACAGCUCUGAACCCGGUUACCAUGUCCUCCUCAGAUUACGACACUCUGACAAAUGUUACAGGCGCUCCCAGUGACACAUACUCAACCCUCAACCCUGCAACCCUGGAGUCUGAUUAUGACACCCUGACACAUUGUACUGGCUCUCGUAAUAAUUGGCGUUGAAUCCUACAUUGUUAUUAUGAGACUCUCAGGACAGACUCAGCAGAGACUGUACAUCAAGUCUGCAUUUGUAUUUAUUAAGAAGAUCAUUACAGAUAUUCUGGGUACUUUGUAUCACUUUGGAUUCCAUUGUGUGCAUUUUAUAAGCCACCAUUGAUAAGAGUGUCUUCUAAAUAAAUACAUUUAAAUAUAUAAUUGAUAUAUG
This is a messenger RNA of Pygocentrus nattereri (red-bellied piranha), 1730 nucleotides long. RefSeq lists its product as uncharacterized. NCBI's taxonomy places the organism in Eukaryota, Metazoa, Chordata, Actinopteri, Characiformes, Serrasalmidae. Bases 26 to 1528 code for a protein of 500 amino acids. The record is from RefSeq and is a predicted model, not a curated record. The transcript is spliced from 11 exons.